Molecule: messenger RNA, 3192 nt
Organism: Coffea eugenioides
Lineage: Eukaryota; Viridiplantae; Streptophyta; Magnoliopsida; Gentianales; Rubiaceae
Product: disease resistance protein RGA2-like
Exons: 1
Coding region: 1-3192 (1063 amino acids)
Biological process (GO): defense response to other organism
Molecular function (GO): ADP binding
Source: RefSeq, a predicted model, not a curated record
AUGGAAGCAUUUGUGGGAAUUCUCAUCCAUACUUUGAAUUCCAUGAUCCAGAAGGAGCGUGGAUUGCUUUGUGGUGUUGCAACUGACAUGGAAAAGCUUUCAGGCUUGCUUUCCACCAUCAAGGCAGUGCUUGAAGAUGCUGAGCAGAAGCAAUUCACAAACAAGGCAAUACAACUCUGGUUUCAGAAGCUCAAUGGUGUUGCCUAUGAAAUCGAUGAUGUGUUGGAUGAUUACGCAGUUGAAGCCUCAAGAGUCAAGUACAAAAAUUAUGGUUGUUUUAGUUUGAUGUGUUACCCUGUAGCAGGAAACUUAGUGAUUCGUCACAAGAUUGGGACAAGGAUGAAGGAGAUCCUUGAAAAAUUUAACGCAAUAACUGAUGAGCGAAUAAAGCUUGGUUUGAGUGAUCAGAAGCGUGGGAGCAACCACUUUCAGGUUGAUUCCACUGCAACACAUGAGACUGGUUCCUUGCUAAAGGAACCUGAUCUAGUCCUUGGAAGGGACGAGGAGAAAGACAAGAUUGUGAAAAUAUUGGUGAAUCAAUUCAGAGAUAACGAAAAUGUAUCAGUGCUCCCUAUAGUUGGUGUUGGAGGCCUUGGAAAGACAACACUUGCCCAAUUGGUGUUCAAUGAUGAGCGCAUAGCCAAGCAUUUUGAGCUAAAACUCUGGGUUUGGGUUUCAGAGGAUUUUGAUGUGAAGAGGAUAAUAAAAGCCUUAAUUGAGUCUGCGAAAGGGACUUCUGCUGAAGCUUCAGACUUGGAUCCUCUCCAAAGAAAGCUUCAAGAGUUGUUGAGAGGGAAAAGAUACUUGAUUGUACUGGAUGAUGUCUGGAAUGAGAAUUCACAGGAAUGGGAGGAUUUGAAAUCUGUUCUAGCAUAUGGAUCAAGUGGUAGUUCAAUUGCGGUGACAACUCGCAAGCAAAAAGUUGCGGAAAUAAUGCACCCAUUAGAUACACAUUAUCUAUCGAGUUUGUCAGACGAUCAGUGUUGGUCACUGUUCAGGCAACAGGCAUUUGAUUGUCAGGAGAAGGAAGAAAUACUUGAAGCAGUUGGAAAAGAGAUUGUAAAAAAGUGUGGCGGUGUUCCACUAGCUGCAAAGGCUCUUGGAGGCUUUCUACGAUUUAAGUCGGAAGCGGAAUGGAACUCUGUGAAAUGUAGUGAGCUUUGGAACUUACCUGAAGGUGAAACACGUAUCUUGCCCGCAUUGAGAUUGAGCUACCUUAAUCUUCCGGUAGAGUUGAGAGGUUGCUUUGCAUAUUGUGCUGUAUUUCCCAAGGGCUCUGAAAUUGAAAAACAAGAGGUAAUACAUUUGUGGAUGGCAAAUGGAUUGAUUACUUCUAAUGGAACGAUGGAAGUGGAAGAUGUUGGUGAUGCUGUGCUGACUGAACUACAUUAUAGAUCUCUGUUCCAAGCUGUGAGGAAAGAUAAAUUUGGCCAUGUUCUCACUUUUGAGAUGCAUGACCUUAUCCAUGAUCUGGCUCAAUCCGUAAUGAAGGCUAAACACGGUGGAACAGAGUCAAACAGAACCAUGAUGUUGGACAUGCCAGAUGAUCAGCUAACAGUGGCUUUUCCUAUUACAAGAAUGAGAGGCACUGACCAGUUUUCUUCUUUCUUGUCAAAAUGUGGUUCCUUGAGGGCUCUCAUUGUAUGCUCACCAUGGCGGGGAGAAAAGUUUACAGAGCUUCCACCCGCAGUAAGCAAACUGAAACAUUUAAGGAAUGUAAAUCUUUCAAGAUCCCACAUUGUUGAACUACCCAAUUCAAUUUGUGACUUGUGGAAUUUGCAAAUUUUAAACCUAAAUAACUGUGUCAAACUUAGGAGCCUGCCCAAAGGCAUGAGAUUCCUCAGAAAUCUUCGACAUCUUUGUCUACGGCGGUGUGAGAGUUUGACUCACUUGCCAAGUGGAAUUGGGAAGUUGACUUGCCUGCGGACGUUGAGUAUGGUCGUCCUGGGUGGCAAAAAAAGCUUCCAACUAAGUGAGCUGCGAGACUUAAAUAUGCUUGGAGGAGAGCUAACAAUUAGGCACCUUGAGAGGAUUGAAAACAAAAAGGAUGCAGAAGAAGCUUGCUUAAUUCAAAAACAGAGUCUCCGCAAGUUGUAUUUGGAAUGGGAUCCCGAAAGAACGCUUCAACGGUACAAUGAUGAGGAAGUGCUUGAAGCCCUCAAACCCUGCCCCAACCUUCAAUUGCUUUAUAUGGAAGGCUUCAAAGGUUCAUCAUCAUUUCCAUCUUGGAUUUCAACUGUAACAGAAGUUGAGGUGUACAAAAGUGCAGCGGAGUACAUAGUUGGGGCCCAGGAGAGUACUGCCACCACUGCUGCAAUGUCCCCAUCGUUGAAACAACUGAAGUUAGAGAACAUGCCCAACCUAAAAGGAAUGUUAGGAAGAGGAGUCCAAGGUACUCUCGGGGUAUUCUCUCGACUUGAAUCCUUGUCUUUUCGCCGUUGCCCAACGUUGACAUUGCCAUUGCCACGUAUGCCAUCCCUAAAGCAGUUAGAUGUCCAGGACUGCCCGAACAUGGCAUGGGCUUCAAUCUCCAAUCUCACUAGUCUUAACUCCCUUAUAAUUGACAACAUUAAAGGAUUGAGUUGUUUUCCAGAAGAGAUGCUACAAAAUCUUAGCCUUCUUGAAUCACUGAAUAUUGUGGAUAUACAUAAUCUGCGAGCCUUACCCAGAAGCUUGGCUAGCCUCACGGCUUUGAAGAGUUUGGGGAUUGCGUUCUGUCCCGAGCUGGAGUCUCUGCCAGAAGAAGGAUUGCAAGGCCUUGCCUCUUUGCAGGAACUCGAUAUCGAGAAAUGCUAUAAUUUGGUGAGUCUCUCAGUGGGGACUAAAGCCCUCAAAUCCCUGACUCAUCUAAGCAUCGACGGGUCAAAUGUGACAGCUCUGCCAGAGGAAGUCAAACAUUUUCCCGCACUACAAGAACUGGUGCUGGAUGAUUUUCGUAAUCUAACUUCAUUGCCAGACUGGUUUGGAGGCGGCCACCUGACUUCUCUUCAACACCUGACACUAUACAAUUGUCCGAAGCUUGAAAGACUUCCAUCCAGCAUUCAAAUGAUGAAGACACUCCAAAGUUUGACUAUAUAUGACUGCUACCUACUGGGACCACGGUGUGAAGAGGGAGGAGAGGAAUGGCACAAAAUUAAGCACAUCCCGAAUCUGGAAAUUGAUGGCAGAAUAUUAAGCACAUCCCAGACCUGA